AGACCCUGCUGUUGCAUCAUGACAGUGCCACCAAGCAUGUUCACUGCCACGUUGUGAUCCUGAGAUGCUUCUGUUGUGCUGUGUUGAUACAAAAUUGUGGCAGACUAUUGUUUCCUGAACUGAAACCUGGGGCUUUUAAGAGUAUUUAUGUUAUCUUUAGGGAUAAAUACAGAAAAAAAGGGGAAUCUUUAAGGAAUGUUUGCAAGAUUGUGUAUAGGGAUAUGGCUGAAGUGGAAAGCAAACUAUUUAUUUUUUUGGUGUGAAUGACCAGAGCAUGUAGAUGAUAAUUAUCAGGAGAAACUCAAGAUCUUCCUGAUUUAACUUCAUGCGUGCCACUUUGGAUAAAUCUGAUGUUUGUGAUGCUGCUGCUGGUGUUGCACUGGAGCAUUUUGAUGCAGUUUCAGCACUAACCACAUUUAAAAGACCCGUGUUGGUUCUUCAGAAUGACUCUCUCUACUCUCAAAGACGUCCUUACACCAAUGAAGAUGAGGCCUGGAAAACUUUUCUUGAAAAUCCCCUCACAGCAGCUACCAAAGCUAUGAUGAGCAUCAAUGGGGAUGAAGACAGUGCAGCUGCCCUGGGACUGCUCUAUGAUUACUACAAGGUUCCAAGGGAGAGGAGAUCUUCAACAGCUAAGCCUGAGGUAGAACAUCCUGAACAAGACCAUAGCAAAAGGAACAGCAUCCCAAACGUUUCAGAACAGUCGCUCAUCUCUGCUGGAGAAAACAGAGUCCAGGUUCUGAAAAAUGUGCCUUUCAACAUUGUCCUUCCACAUACCCCCCAGAUGGGCAUGGACAAGCGGGGCCACCUGACCACCCCUGACACGACGGUGACGGUGUCCAUCGCCACGAUGCCCACGCACUCCAUCAAGACGGAGACGCAGCCGCACGGCUUUGCCGUGGGCAUCCCGCCGGGCGUGUACCACCCCGAGCCGCCCGAGCGCCUGGUGGUCUUCGACAGGAACCUCAACCCCGACCAGUUCAGCUCCAGCACCCAGCCUCAGAGCUCCCAGAGGCGCACGCCAGAUUCCACCUUCUCCGAGACUUUCAAGGAGGGCGUGCAAGAGGUUUUCUUUCCUACUGAACUGAAUCUCCGAAUGGCCAACAUGAAUUCAGAAGAUUAUGUUUUUGACAGCAUUUCUGGGAAUAACUUCGAAUACACUCUGGAAGCCUCCAAGUCCCUCCGACAGAAGCCUGGGGACAGCACAAUGACUUACCUGAACAAAGGUCAAUUUUACCCAAUCACGCUGAAAGAAGUCAGCAGCACUGAAGGAAUCCAUCACCCCAUCAGUAAAGUCCGAAGUGUCAUUAUGGUUGUGUUUGCUGAAGACAAAACAAGGGAAGAUCAGCUCAGGCACUGGAAAUACUGGCACUCAAGACAGCACACAGCCAAACAAAGAUGCAUUGACAUAGCUGACUACAAGGAAAGCUUCAACACCAUCAGCAACAUUGAGGAGAUUGCCUACAAUGCCAUAUCCUUCACCUGGGACAUCAACGAGGAAGCAAAGGUUUUCAUUUCUGUGAACUGCCUCAGCACAGAUUUUUCCUCUCAGAAGGGAGUUAAAGGUCUGCCCCUGAAUCUUCAGAUUGACACUUACAGCUACAAUAACAGGAGUAACAAACCUGUCCACAGAGCCUACUGCCAAAUUAAAGUCUUCUGUGACAAGGGAGCAGAGAGGAAGAUCAGGGAUGAAGAGCGAAAGCAAAGCAAAAGAAAAGGCAAGUGCACUGAUCCCAGCUCUCAGUUGAAUGCCUUUUCUGAUGUCAAAGUGCCCAUGCUUCCCUCCCACAAGCGUACUGACAUCACCGUCUUCAAGCCCUUCAUGGACCUGGACACUCAGCCUGUGCUGUUCAUCCCUGAUGUUCACUUUGCAAACCUGCAGCGUGGGGCUCACGUCCUUCCUGUUGCUUCAGAAGAACUAGAAGGUGAAAGCUCCAACCUGAAGAGAGGAGGUUAUAUUGGUGAAGAGGACUUUAUUGCUACUCCUAAUAAGAUGGCCAGAAUAGAAGAACCAAAAAGAGUGCUGCUGUAUGUCCGAAAAGAGUCAGAGGAAGUCUUUGAUGCCCUGAUGUUAAAGACACCAUCUCUGAAAGGCCUAAUGGAAGCGAUAUCUGACAAAUAUGAAGUUCCUUUUGAUAAAAUAGGAAAAAUCUUCAAAAAAUGUAAAAAAGGAAUUCUGGUCAACAUGGAUGAUAACAUUGUGAAACACUAUUCUAAUGAAGAUACCUUCCAGCUGCAGAUUGAAGAGGUUGGAGGAUCUUACAAGCUCACUUUGACUGAGAUCUAAAAUCACAGAUCACUGUGGAUUUUAAACAAAGGUCUCAAGUGAACAUUUUCACAUAAUUCAGUAUGUUGGGCAAAACACUAAUCACCUCCAGAAGAAAGCCAGAUGUUUGACUUGUUCUGGGGAGCAGAGCAGUGGUUUUGCUUAAUACAUUCGUGUUUGUGUUCUUGCUCAUGACCUUAUUUGCACUUGAAAUGGGCAAGCAAAGAUCAGCAAUUAAAUGGAGAGCAUGUAUAUAUUUUUACUAGUGUAUAAACCACUAGUAGGUAUGGGAGGGGAAAUCUCCUGGAAGGUGGCCUUUUAGACUGGUGAUGUCUUAUUUAUCUAUUCAGUAACCAUGUUUGAGCCUGUUUUCACCUAAUGCCGUUUUACUGGACUGUUUUCUGCUAGGGAGAGCUGCAAAACUACUAAUUGAUACUAGUAGGAGUUGCAUGCAGGUUGGAGAAAAGUCUAUAAUGUUUACUUGUGACCAGGGCAGACUGUUGAAAUCACUUGUGUCGUUUGGGGGGAAUGUAAAACUGCCUUGCUUAUGAAGAACUCGCCUUAAUAACUGUGUGAACUCUCAUCAGAUGAAGCUAUAUUGUAUAUAAGUGCAAUAUAUUUUUGAAGGUUUGUAAAUGUGUACAUAUAAGCAAUAUAUAAUAUAUAUAAAAUAUGGUGUUCUGUAUAUACCGUGAAUAUAUGCAAUGAAGCCCAUCUAAAAGGAUGCCAUAUACAGAGAAAACAUAUUUAACAUAGAUAUUUAAAAAUGGACAAACCCUUAUCAUGCACCAAAGGUGAGCACACAUUUGUACAUUCAUAGAAGGCACAAGAGACCUGCUAGUUAAACAUGGAUAUCUUCCUAUGUAGAAGGAAAAAUAUACCAGCUCUCUCCUAAAUCCUCAUGCACAGACAGGUGGUGGAAGUCCUGGUUUUUGUUAUGAACUGCCACUAAGUCCUGAACCAGCUGUGUACUGCUGUCCUGGGAGGCAAUUUGGGCCAAGUCUGAGAGCUGGUUCACAAGAGGAGCUGGGCAGAUGCAGUUCUCUUGAAGUCUUUUGUUUGGAGGUCAGAAAGAAGGUCUCCUGGAGGGUGGAUUUUUUUCUGUAGCAGUGCACUUAAGGCUCAGCUGGAUGCUGCCUGCACCAGCAGCUCAGGCUGGAUGAAGCCAUGGGCUAGAUGGAGCCAGCUUGCAAGGCCUAGGAUGUCAACAUCUGGAAAUGCACAAGCAAGGCUUUUGAGAGGGGAAGGUGGCAGGAUGGCUCAGCAGGCCAGGUGUUAGCAGGGAGUAGGGCCUCCAAAUAGGUUAUGCAUUCUUGGUGUCUGUACAUACCAUGGGCCCAGUGCUGAGCUGGAGAGACCCAAUGGGCACAGCAGGCAUCCUGAGCCCCAGCUGGGAGUGCCAGACACCUCCAAAAAGUACUGCCCUGUGCUAUUUACUCAUCAUGUGCAUGUACCUAUGAAGGAAAGGCACUCUUUGGUUAAUAGCAAGUGAGAGAGGAGCACUUAAAGGGCAGCACUAAGGCAAAAACCUCUGUUACAUAGUGAGCAGGUGAACAUGAGUGACAGGUCCAGUGUCAGAGCUUUAGUUAGGGAUCUGGGUUAGGAAAGAGGUUUAUAACAUUUUCAGACAGUACAGAGUUGCACAUACCUCACCUAGAACAUGAAGGUCAACCUGGAAAGACUGGAGAAAUAGUCCGGAAAAGUAGCAUGUGAUCUUACUUAAAAAUUAAUGAUUCUACUUAAUGGUUAACAAAUUGUAACCUACUAUUGUUUAGCUCUGUCACAGUGCUGUUGGGAAGAGGGAGGCAAAUGCCACGUUGAGUUGAUCAACAGGAGCAUGACCUGCAGGAAAUAGGAGACCUCUCCCCUUUGGCUGUGCUUGGCAUCGCUGGGGCUCCCCUGGAGCACAGGCCAGACCAUGUGGCACUUCAGCCAGAGCUCGUGGCUUCUGAGGAGGAAGGCCAGCAUGAUCUGGCUGGUGAGGGGUCAUGUUCAGAUGGGAUCGUUGAUGGGAGCAGCCUCCCAACCCAUGGACAUGUCCUUUCCAUCCAUGGCAAGCACAGGGAGCAGUGGGUGUAAACCACAGAAAUUUGGGCUGGGUUUUGAGGCAGUUUUCUCUAGUGAGAAGAGCAGGUUGCCCAUGGAGGCAGUGGUUUGGCAUCAAAGGUCUUCAGAGCCAGGCUGAGCAAAGGUGUCUCUGGACUGUUCUAGGUGUAAUUGAUUUCUCCAUUGGUGGUGCGUCCAGGUGACCACUUGAAGUCCCUCCCCACCUUCUUUUUUAGUGAUUUAUAUAAAAUACAGUAUUUUGGAAUUUGUAUUUGCAUCAGUUGUGAGCUGGUUCAUUCUAUUCUCCCUUCCUUCCUUCUCCACCUUCACUGAUGGGCCCCAACAGAGGGGUGGUGAUGCUCUGGUCACUGCAUGCUGUGUGGCUGGAGUUGGGCAAACUGCACACAGACUGUGGCCCUGUGGCCAGAGCAGGUGGGCUCGAGGCUGAAGGAGAGAGGCUGAUGUGCAGCAGGAUGCUGAAGGGACCUGGCCAGCAGCUGCCCCCUGCACAGGAGUGCACAGUGGCAGAGCACCACAGGACCUGUGCCCAGGCAGCACCAACCUCCUGCCUGGGCCUCCCUCCCACAGCCCCGGGAAUCGUUUUACUAUGGCAAGGGAAGAUUUUUUAAAAGCCUGAUAUAUAGAAUACAUAUAUAUAUAUAUUUACACAUUUUUAUUGAAAAUGGAAGUUUUAUUAUGGAAACUUGGUCUAGGGUCAGGGAAGUAGAUUUAGAGUCUCCAUAGAGGUAAGAUUGACAUGAAUGUUAUUUCUUUUUACUGCUUAAUGAAGUAUGUGAACUAAAUCUGACGAUUGUUUUCCACUAUAAGAUAUUCUGGGACACGGGUCUUAUAACAGUAGCAGCAAUGUCAUGUAUGUUUUAUGAAACUGAUUUUUUUUUUUUGCCUGCUGUUUUUUAAUUGAAAAUGUAUUUUAA
This is a messenger RNA of Oenanthe melanoleuca, 5247 nucleotides long. It is a transcript of the gene GRHL1, whose product is annotated as grainyhead like transcription factor 1. The record is from RefSeq and is a predicted model, not a curated record. Gene Ontology annotation, cellular component: nucleus. Bases 326 to 2287 code for a protein of 653 amino acids. Gene Ontology annotation, molecular function: RNA polymerase II cis-regulatory region sequence-specific DNA binding; DNA-binding transcription activator activity, RNA polymerase II-specific. The transcript has 18 exons. Lineage: Eukaryota; Metazoa; Chordata; Aves; Passeriformes; Muscicapidae. Gene Ontology annotation, biological process: regulation of transcription by RNA polymerase II.